Molecule: messenger RNA, 1383 nt
Organism: Aspergillus thermomutatus
Lineage: Eukaryota; Fungi; Ascomycota; Eurotiomycetes; Eurotiales; Aspergillaceae
Product: NAD(P)/FAD-dependent oxidoreductase
Exons: 2
Coding region: 1-1383 (460 amino acids)
Cellular component (GO): cytoplasm
Molecular function (GO): oxidoreductase activity
Source: RefSeq, a predicted model, not a curated record
AUGUUCAAUCUCCCUUCAAACGCCAAUGCCUGCUUCUGGCAAAACAUCCCCCAUGAACUACACAACCAUCGCUCUACCGAAGAUCUCCCCAGGCACAGCGAUGUCGUGAUUAUUGGCGCCGGGUAUGCAGGCGUGAGCACCGCCUGGCAUUUACUACACAAUCACCACAGCAUCAAUUCCAUCACUAUCCUCGAGGCAAGAGGCGCGUGUUCUGGCGCCACCGGUCGGAAUGGAGGCCACCUGCGCCCGGAUCUGUACGGGCAUAUCCCCACGUACAUUGACCGCGCUGGACCCGAAGCGGCGGCGGAGAUUGCCGAGUUUGAGAUUGCGCAUGUCAAUGCGAUCAAGAAACUUGUGGAAAGCGAGGAGAUCGACUGCGAUUUCACACUCACGAGGACGAUAGAUGUGUGGUGUAACGAGGAAGCGGCGGAGGGGGCGAGGAAGGUGUAUGAGCGGAUGAAGGGGCAUGGGUUCGAGUACAUGGACGAUGUUGUCUUCUACACCGGAAAGAACGUAGAGGGGAUCUGCGGCGUCAAAGGUGCCGUGGCCUGUGCCUCCUACACAGCCGGCACCAUCUGGCCGUACAAGUUCAUCAUGCACCUUCUCGCCAAACUCCUGGCUUCAGGGAAGGUCAAUCUGCAAACACACACCCGCGCGACAGCAGUCACUCCAUUUGCAGAUGGCAAUGGCAGCGGCUUCACAGUCGACACUCCCCGCGGCUCCCUCCACGCAGACAAGGUCAUCCACGCCUCCAACGCCUACGUCUCCUCCCUCCUCCCACAGUACAAACACAGCAUCAUCCCCUGCAAGGGCAUCUGCUGCCGCAUCACCGUCCCGGAAGGGAAACCCGCCCCCCUCCUCACAAACUCCUACAUCAACCGCACCAAGGAGAAUGUCCUGUCGUACCUCAUCCCCCGCCCAGACGGGAGCAUCAUCGUCGGCGGCGCCUCGGCGCUCUUCAAACCUCACCGUGAGCAGUGGUACAACAAUACCGACGACAGCGUGCUCAUCGACGUGGCGAAGGACUUCUACGACGGGUACAUGCAGCGGACGUUCCGCGGGUGGGAGGAGUCCGGGGCCGGGGUCGACCAGAUCUGGACGGGGGUGAUGGGCUAUUCGUACGACUCGAACCCGCAUGUUGGGGCUGUUCCGGAGAACGAGGGACAGUUCAUCCUGGCGGGGUUGAAUGGCCAUGGGAUGCCGGUUAUUUGGCUGGCGGCAGAGGGAUUGGCGAGGAUGGCGGGCGAGGGGAUUGGCUUUGAGCAGACGGGGAUGCCGAGGCUGUUCAAGACGACGAAGGAGAGGAUCGAGAGGGCGCAGAGGGGGAGCGAAGAGGAGGGGGAUAUUCUGGGGACAGGGUCAUUCUUUGCUACUAAGCAGUAG